Molecule: messenger RNA, 2836 nt
Organism: Podarcis muralis (Common wall lizard)
Lineage: Eukaryota; Metazoa; Chordata; Lepidosauria; Squamata; Lacertidae
Source: RefSeq, a predicted model, not a curated record
GAAAAAGUGCUAUAGUCAGAAAACUUUUUCAGCAGGGGGCCGGUUCACUGUGCCUCAGAUCUUGUGGCAGGCCAAACUACACACAGACACACACACACAUACAUAUCUGGAGACUGACAGGAGAUGUAAUCGGGGGUCGACCUCAGGCCUGGGCGACGGGGAUCCGGUGAAGGGGGGCUUCACUUCCCCCCCUCUCCCCCAGCCCCUCUCCCUGCUUUCCUCCCUCCUCCGCCACUGCUCUCAGCUCUAGGCAGGGCGGGGAGAAGGGAGGAGGAGGCGCCACCGUGGUGUGUGUGAGGGAGGGGGAAAUGGCGCAGCCCAAAUGAUCAGAAUCAGAUCCACGCGGCGAUUCCCAGACCAUCCGUGGGCCAGAUCCAGAAGGCAGUUGGGCCGGAUCUGGCCCCUGGGCCUUAGUUUGCCUACCCAUGGUCUAGAAUCAAAGCAAAUGCAAGCAGAGAGGGAAAAGAUGGUGGCUGAGUUCAGGCGACUGCGCCAGUUUCUGGAAGAAAAAGAGAAGCUUCUUCUGGCCCAGAUGGCAGAAGUGGAGAAGGAGAUUGCAAAGAAAAGGGAGGAGCACCUGGCCAGACUCUCCAGGGAACUCUCCUCUCUUGACAGCCUCAUCCGGGAGAUGGAGGAGAAGCUUCAGGAACCAGCGAGUGAACUCCUGCAGGAUAUCAGAAGCUUCUUGCAGAGGUCUCAAGCGAAGGAGAACUUAGAGGCUCCUCCGGUGGCUUUUCCUCUUGUCCUGAAGUGGAAGAUCUGGGACUUCUGCGAUAUAAAUCCCUUCCUGGAGGGAGUCAUGAAGAAAUUAAGAGACACUGUGGAAUAUGGACUUAAGCUGCGAAAAGAAAACGUAACUUUGGAUCCAGACACAGCAAAUCCCCGGCUCAUCCUGUCUGAGGAUCGCAAGAGUGUGAGAUGGGGGGAAGUCUAUCAAGACCUGCCAGACAACCCUGAGAGAUUUGACAUGCAUGGCUAUGUGCUGGGAUGUGAGGGUUUUACAUCAGGCAGACAUUUCUGGGAGGUCACUGUGGGAAGAGAGGAGAGGAGGAAGUGGAUGGUUGCCCUAAAGCCUAUGAAGAGGAAGGGCCUUUUCUCUUUGGGUCCUAGCUGCGUAAAAGAGCUGACAGACAUCCCUGAGAGAUUUGACAGACAUUUCUAUGUGCUGGGAAGUGAGGCGUUCAGGGAAGACAGGUGUUUCUGGGAUGUCUUUGUGGGGAGCAAGGGGGAAUGGGCCGUGGGGGUGGCCAGAGAAUCUGUGAAGAGGAAAGGCAAGUUCAUUGUUGGUCCUAAGGAAGGGAUCUGGCGCAUAGGGAAGUGGGGUGAUCAGUACAGGGUCUCCACCUACGAUGGGCCCCCUGUUUUGAUGGUGGGUGGGAAGCCCAAGAGGAUCCGAGUGGCCCUGAACUGUGAAGGGGGACGGGUGUCCUUUUACGAUGCAGAUACAGCAGCCCUUCUCCACUCAUUCUCAGCAGCCUCCUUCUCAGGAGAGACCCUCCAACCCUUCUUUUACAUGUUCACCAAAGGCCACCUGACAGUCUCUUGAGUGUAGAGACAGACAAGCUUCCCAGUUCACUGCUAAGUAUGCUUCUCAGUGCCAGCAGUCCUAAAUCAGCAGCGAGAUGUGCAGCAUCAAAGCGCUUCAGGAGCUCUGACCCAGACAACGAAGGCAGUAACUCACAGAGGCAAUUAAGCACAGACAGAAAUAUUUUACUACCGGGUCAAAAGCAUAAUGGUUCCCUUUUUCAGUUUGUCUGCUGAAGCGUUUCUUAGUUAGAGUUUUCCGGGCUUUGCUUUUUGCGACCCACAUCCCUUUCUUGCAUUCUGUCAGCUUGCCAGAUAAAUGCGGACUAAACACAGUUUUUAUAUAGCUUCUGUUAGAACUGAAGCAGCUCCUCUCACAGAUGUGGCCUUGAUGAAAGGUCCGGCUUUCUGACAGCUUCUAGCAAUUUCCAGAAUUCUCUGGAAUCUUCAAGAACUUCCAGUUAGUUCUGGAAAGAAUGAACGCUCACCCUCACGCCAACAAUUCAUCACCAUGAUGACAUUUCAGUCGUCUCAACCAAAAUCCCAUUUUGUCAAAACAAAAAUAAAUAAAUAGAGUUUGGGAGACUGGGGGCGGUGACUGUCAGAAGGGGCCAUGUGAGAUCUCACACGAACCUCCAGAGCCCAGAAAGCAAGAUGGAGGCUCACAAUUUUGGUGCCCAAAUCCUGCUCUGAAAAGAGUUUCUGAGCCCUCCGCCUUGCUUACUGACCUCCAGGAAAGGUUCCUCAAAGCAUUUGCAGGGGUCUCCCUGACUUGUCUUGCUAAUCCCCAGAAUGAAAGAGCCUCUGACAGUUCCAAGGACAGAACAGAGUCAAUUUGGGGGAUUUCAGGGAGUGGUAGUAAAUUCCCAUUUAUACAAUUCUUUUCUCUAAGGUGACUUCUUGCAAACAAUCAGAAACAUCUACAGUGGUGCCUCAGGUUGUGGACGUAAUCUGUUCGGGAGUGUACUGGGCCCGGGGGUUAACCUGAGCAAUGUGGUCCAGGUCCAGUCCAGAAUCCAAGGAUUCCACGAGGAGACAGUCCGACAGGGCUGAGGCAGGACACGAGGCAGGAAACAAGGCUAGGUCAGGCACAGGGUCUCAGGCAGGUUCUAGCAAACAACAAUGUUACUCCCACAAGCUGGGGUGGGGUCUGACAGCCUUUUAUCUUUGUCGGGGUAACCGGUCCUAAUCCCCCGGUGACUCACCUCCCUGUCUCGCCCCAAGGCGAGCACUCCUCCUGCCAGUACUCGGGUCUCUCCUUCUCUCAGACCUUUGUCUCUGCAGCUCGGGACAUGUCGUGAGUUACUAGACC